Mytilinidion resinicola is the source of this 1402-nucleotide messenger RNA. RefSeq lists its product as uncharacterized. Lineage: Eukaryota; Fungi; Ascomycota; Dothideomycetes; Mytilinidiales; Mytilinidiaceae. The record is from RefSeq and is a predicted model, not a curated record. The transcript has a single exon. Bases 344 to 1081 code for a protein of 245 amino acids.
AGGAGUCAAACCCGGGAAGGAAGUCAAAAGCUCGCGCACACGCAGCAAAGGAAAGACAUCGGCGACAACGACGGGAAAACCUUUUAGGAACCUAUUCAGAGCACACGAUUGAUGCCAGAUUGUCAACGCCCUCUCGCCUCUUGCCUUCUCCAAUCAAUCUGGGGUCCGGCUACCGCGACCCUUUUGCCACUUACGCUUUCACCUUGAGCGAUGACGAGCACCAAUUGAUACAUCAUUGUAAGGCUACGAUCUAGAAAUAUCGCGUGUUCUGACCUUGGAAGAUACAACUCUCAUUCCGUCGCUGUUUCGAAAGUAUUGGCAACAUCAUGUUGGCAGCAUCGUAAUGGCCGUCGAUCUGUUCCAGUUGUACAGACGGGAGCCGGUCUCUUUACGAGCCAUGCUGUUUGAAGCGGCUUGUCAUCGAGCAAGUUUAUACGACCUGCCUUAUCCAAUUAGUUACGAGAACCAUGUCAUUCAAGACAUCAUCACCAAUCUUUCAUCGCCGACUAGCGGAACCACUCUUGCAACAUGCUUGCUAGCUAACGUUAAGAGGAGAAGCGGCGAGUCUUCAUCCAUGCAUUGGCGAGCUGCCCAAAAAAUGAUUGCUGUUAACGGAGGCCUGCUCUCAUUCCGCGAUGAGCCCUUGGUAUUCACAAAGCACACCUGGGCUGCCAUUGCGCUUUCUGGUACAUCGAAUGGCUUUAUGGACCAACCUCUCCAUAGGGAGGGAUACGAAGAGCUAAAAGGAUUACUCUUAAAAAGAAAGUCAACGACAUUGAAAGUUUUGCCGACUUCCCAAGCCGAUGAGGAGCAGCAAAAUGACUAUGUUCGCUCCAAAGUUUUCAAGACCCCGACAGCACUCAAGAGACUUGUAAAACGUACCCAGGAGUCGAUUGAAGAUCAUCAAAAAUCUCCAUCUGUUAAAGCAAGUUGUCGUUUUGCGAUUAUCAUCUUCCUGACAUCUGCGAUGCAGGACUACGGUGAUUUCUCACGCGCUGUCGAGUCAUAUCUCGCAUCUGUCGCAGAGCACCUCGAUCAGAAGUCCGACGAUUCUGCACUUUCCCCGGAGCACCUGCUUUAGGCGUUAAUUCGCUUGAGCUUUCUCUUUGCGACUAGUACAAAGUGCCUUGAGUUCUGGGUGUCAGCUGUACGCAUGACGGCAGCAUGGAAGCAGCUCGAGAUGGCUGAUCGACAAUCUAUCGAAGCCUCGUUGUGGGCGUUUUUGGAACUACCGGAAACGGUGGAUAGCUUGACUACGCUUAUCCCGCCGAAGAUGACACCGGUAUUUACGCCGUGGCAGGUGCUCGAACGAACCGUCCCGAAAGACUGCUUUUGUGAGCUGCUAUGGUUUACGGUGCCAGCUUGAAUUGCAUUCAGACUAGUUCUUCAAACUCUCAGCAUG